Ruditapes philippinarum (Manila clam) is the source of this 983-nucleotide messenger RNA. Its product is annotated as cadherin EGF LAG seven-pass G-type receptor 1-like. Gene Ontology annotation, biological process: homophilic cell-cell adhesion. NCBI's taxonomy places the organism in Eukaryota, Metazoa, Mollusca, Bivalvia, Venerida, Veneridae. The transcript has 8 exons. Gene Ontology annotation, cellular component: membrane; catenin complex. The record is from RefSeq and is a predicted model, not a curated record. Gene Ontology annotation, molecular function: cadherin binding; calcium ion binding. The annotation marks the transcript as partial.
UAAUUUAGAUAAAUGACACUGGCAUGGACUUAAACUGGAAAUGUAAAGAGUCACCGUUUGAUCAUCAUAUUGUUAUCAGAUUACAAAUAGCCUCAUCUGUAAAUGCAAGUUUGUGUUUCAAAAAUUGUACGAAGAUUAAUAGUCCGUACAACCUGACUAUACUGGAGUACAAAACAGACCAAGAUGCCUUAUUAGACUUUAAAAUUUGUGAUGAUCAGCUACAUGCUAACAAUCCGUAUGCCAACACGCAGGUAAACUUUUCUGGAGGAGUUCUUGACGAGGGCACUAGAAAUGAUACAAAAUAUAUCAAAUUAAAAAAGUCUAUGACUCUUGACUAUGAACACCCACCAAAGAACUUAACAAGUUAUGUGAAGAUUAAAGGCUCCAUAGCGCUUACUAUAAAUAUUAAGAUUGGAGACGCGGAUGAUCAAGGAAUUGAAUUUGAACAAACUGUUUAUAAUUGUAGCAUAUCUGAAGGUACAUUGCCAAAUGUGACGACUGAAUGCAAAGUAAGGGCAAAGGAUCUGGAUACGGGUAUAAAUCAGCAGAUAAACUACGAACUAUUUUCGGUGACACCAUCUGACAAGGAUAUUAUUUUUGAUGUUACGAGCGAAGGGUCUCUGCAACUCUUAAAGAAACUAGAUAGGGAGAAAGUGAAUGCUUAUUAUAUAACUGUAAAGGGGUUUCAAACCAACAAUAAAGAUCGUGCAAACUACACCAGUAUAAAAGUUGACGUCACCGACAUUGAUGACAACAAACCUGAAAUGUUAAAGACAACUCACAAUGUUUCAGUCAUGGAAAAUAGUCCGGUGGGAACUAUCUUGUGUGUAGUAUCGGCUACUGAUAGGGAUAUUGGUGUAAACGCGAAAUUUAGAUAUAAGAUGAACAACACGAGCGUAUACUUUGCUGUGGAUGAAAGUACUGGGUUGAUUACUGUAAAAGCAUCUGUCGACCGCGAAACUAUACAGUCAGAGGAACUUAAG